Molecule: messenger RNA, 1575 nt
Organism: Trichoderma aggressivum f. europaeum
Lineage: Eukaryota; Fungi; Ascomycota; Sordariomycetes; Hypocreales; Hypocreaceae
Exons: 3
Coding region: 1-1575 (524 amino acids)
Source: RefSeq, a predicted model, not a curated record
AUGAGGUCCGCAAUCUUUUAUGCCCUGCUUGCCUCUUCUGCAGCUCAGGGUGCCGUUCUGAACCGAGAUGCAGAUGGCAAUCUAGCACGACGUGACGACUUCUUGGAUCAACUAGGACAACUCCUCGGUAUUGGAAAUGGGGGUGCCGCCGUAACUACGAUUACCACCACUGUCAUCCCCGGAGCUACUCAAGUGGUCGAGAACCCGAUCCCAACAGCAGUCACAGAUUUGCCCCCAGCUCCUCCUCCAGUCAUCCCGGCGACAACGAAUCCUGAUGGUAAUGGAGUGGGUGUCACCGUGAUUCCAGCAACGACAAAUGCCAACGGCAACGGCGUUGGUGUCACCACGAUUCCAAUCCCCUCGUCUUUACUGCCGACAACAACGUUUGUUCUGGAACCUCCGCCAGCUGCAUCGCAACCCCCUCCAGCAGCACCUCCUCCUCCUCCCCCGGCAAAUACUGCUACGGACGUCCCUCCAGCGGUGACUGUCCCUCCAGCAGCACCCCCGCCACCUCCUCCAGCAAGCUCUGUUUCUGGAGUUCCGCCGGCCGAGACCGUUCCGCCGCCUCCAGCAACAACUGCUCCUGGAGUUCCGCCGGUUGAGACUGUCCCUCCACCUCCGCCUCCGCCGCCUCCAGCGACCACGGCUCCUCCUUCUGCCAGCACUUCACCGGCCGAUCUUCCUCCUCCUCCGGCUACGAGCGCUGCUGCUCCACCACCACCACCCCCUCCUCCGCCUCCGCCUGCGGAAAGCUCUACAACAGCUUCACCACCUCCUCCCGCUACCACAGAUAUGCCUCCGUCUUCGUCUUCGUCGUCUUCUUCUUCUUCUUCUUCUUCCACUACCACGGAUACAGCGAAUGUGACGCCUUCUCCCAUUUUCAGCACGCUGCCCUUGUCAAGCUCGGCAGCAGGCGCUUCCUCGGCAGCUUCGUCAACCUCCGCUGAGGCCUCGAGCACAAGUGAAGCUGCUGCAUCAUCAGCUACAUCGACAUCUGCGGCCGCAGCGACGACCUCUCAGGCCUCAUCAGCAUCGACAAGCGCCUCGUCCACAGAUUCUUCGUCAUCUGCUGCCUCAACACCUGUUACGGUCUCUAGUUCCGUUAUCAAGCCCCCUACGAGCACAACCGUUAGCAAGUCAACGUCAACGACAUCAUCAGCUACAACUUCAAAGAAUUCAACGACUUCAACAAGUGCAGUUGCUUCCGAGACGACAGCCAGCCCCGCGAGCUUAUCUGCCCCUGAAACUUCGGCUGCCCCUGCGAGCUCACCUGCUCCCGAGACUUCAGCUACGCCUGUAGCCGCGCCUACUACCGUUGUCCCCGCUGCGCCAGCCAACACUCUCGUCCUCGGAAACCUUGCUACCAACGCUCCCGCGGCAGAUGGGCAGCCGGUUCCCCCCGUGUUCCCUAUCGCAGCACCGACCGCACCUGCAGCUUUCUCUGCGCCGCCUCCCGAUCUUCAGGGAUAUGAGCUCAGCAGCGCGUUGAACUUGGGUGCUUUGGUGGCCAUCCAAACAGUGGGAACACCAUCAGUGGCAGCUGCCGCAGCGCCCACGCUGAUCAUUGGACAGUGA